This is a messenger RNA of Physella acuta, 2722 nucleotides long. RefSeq names its product alpha-N-acetylgalactosaminidase. Gene Ontology annotation, molecular function: alpha-galactosidase activity. The record is from RefSeq and is a predicted model, not a curated record. Gene Ontology annotation, cellular component: cytoplasm. Gene Ontology annotation, biological process: glycoside catabolic process; oligosaccharide metabolic process. NCBI's taxonomy places the organism in Eukaryota, Metazoa, Mollusca, Gastropoda, Physidae.
UAGGUCUAUAUUUACACGAUCACAGGUAGGCCUGCACUACACAAGACAUUUGUUUUUAUUUUAUUGACCGGUUUAGCAAGUAACAGAAAAUGUUACUGCAAGUAGUUUGUGUGUUUCUGUUGGCUUGUCACCUGUCACAAGCUCUGGAUAAUGGCUUAGCUCUAACUCCACCCAUGGGCUGGCUGUCAUGGGAGAGGUUCCGUUGCAAUGUUGACUGCGAUAAUGACCCAGACAACUGCAUCAGUGAACGACUUUACAUGAAAAUGGCAGACCUGAUGGUAUCUGAGGGUUUCAAAGAUGUAGGUUAUGAAUUUGUUAACAUUGAUGAUUGCUGGCCUGAAAUGGAGAGGGACAGCAAUGGAAGGCUGGUAGCUGAUAGAAAAAGGUUUCCUAGUGGGAUCAAAGCUUUAGCAAAAUAUAUUCACUCUAAAGGUCUUAAGCUGGGUAUCUAUGAAGACUUUGGCUCCAAAACCUGUGCUGGGUACCCUGGCAGUGAGUACUAUAUGGAAACUGAUGCAAAGACAUUUGCUGAGUGGGAUAUAGACAUGCUCAAGUUUGAUGGCUGCUACUCUGAUCCUAAUGACAUGCCUUAUGGCUACCCUGUGAUGCAGUUCUUCUUGAACAAGACAGGACUCCCAAUAGUCUUCUCCUGUGAAUGGCCACUCUAUCAGUGGUCCAACAAGCAGCCCAUAUCUAAGUAUUCAGACAUUGCAAAGACUUGCAAUUUGUGGAGAAAUUAUGGUGAUGUCACUGAUUCUUGGGAUAGUGUUCUAAGCAUUGUAGAUUUUUAUGGUAACAAUGAAGGAAAUUUCAGCUAUUAUGCCAAACCAGGAGCAUGGAAUGAUCCAGAUAUGCUUGUUGUGGGAGACUUUGGCUUGAGCUACUACCAGCAAAAAGCACAGUUUGCCUUGUGGGCUCUCUGGGCCUCUCCACUGAUGAUGUCUGUAGAUCUUAGAAGUGUGGAUCCACAAGCCAAGGCUAUACUUCAGAACAAAAAUGUUAUUGCCAUCAAUCAAGACCCCCUUGGGAAUCAGGCUGUUCGUUUGUUUGAGGUCCCUGGGUCAAUUUCCGUUUGGGUCAAGAAACUCUCAACUGGAUCUCUAGCCAUUGGUGUUCUGAACAAAAACAAUGAAGGCACACCCGUCCCAUUCAAGACCUCCUUUGCUGAUUUAGGCUUCUCCAACAAGAAUGGAUACUCCCUGACAGAAGUGUUUGAAAACAAACCCAUUGGGAAAUACCAGCUGACUCAGCAGUUUGUCAUCUAUGUGGAGCCAACCAGUUGCUUUCUUAUGACAGCCACGCCACUGUAAAAUUUGAUUGCAUUUUAUCAGUUUCCCAUUUUCUUUUUCAAUUUAUAUAUAUUGAAUGGUUUUAAUUAAUUUUGUUGAACAACAGAACAAAUGAGGGACAUGUUUGAAAAGUUUUAUGUAUAUUCAUUCAAAAAGUUUUUUCUUGACUAUUUAUUUAAUAUUUAUUUAAUUCUAUAGGAUAUAGAAAAACUAAAUUCGCCAAAAAUAUAUACUUUACAAUUCAUAAAAACAUUUUAAAACAUUUACAAAAGUAAAGCAACUUCUAUUGACAUCAUCUUAUUAGCAAAACUAUUUUUUAUCUGUAAAGUUAAUUUUUUAAAUUUUAAAUUAAAGUACUUAACUUUUUAAACAUUGUUUAAAUGUGAUGUUUUAAAUAUAUUCCUGUGAUUAUUAAAAGUACAUCUUUUAAAAUUACACUUAACCCCAUUCCUAACUUGUUAGUAAGUGCUUGUUUUCUUACUACCAAAAGUUCAUAAUUUCUGAACACCAUAAUUUGAUACUGUAAAAGACAGCUGAUCUCUAAUUAGCUGGAGCGCAGGUUAUAUGCACUGAAUUAAUGCAGUUCACCAUCAGCUUUCUCAAUACUCUUUUACUUCAUGUAAACUGUUGGCUGUGUUGUCAGUUUUAGCCUUAACUACCCAUGUCAUUGUUUCUUAAAUUAUAUGUAUUUGUAUCAGGUGCUCAUGCACAUUGUAAAUUUAAAAAACUUUAUGGUAUGUUGUAAACAAAUUAAAAAUAAUGUAUAAAAAAUAUCAAAAUGAUCAAUUAACUAUGCACUACUUUUUUACUUUUAAUAAAUUUUAUAGCUUUAAAUUUAAUUUUCCACUAUCUGGAAAUUUGCAAAAAAAAAUUUUUUACACUGAAGCAAAUGUCUAAUUACUUUUUAUAAAAUAUGAAGCCUUGACAAUGCUCUAAGCCAAUUUAAAACAUUCCAUUGUGUAUUAUGCCAUAAGUUUUGAAUUAACUAUGUGUUUAUUGUUUUUGUACAUCACAUUUUAGUUGUCUGGUUGCUGCACAAGCAAUAUUGAUUUGCAAGCUUGACAAAAUGCUUGAUUGCUUUCUUUUUCAAUACAUAUAUUCAUAUAAAUUAUCUUCAAAGAUCUAAAGCUAUUUUCAUAAUUUACUGAAGUUUAAAAAAAAAAAAUUCAUUAUUGUUCAUAAAUUCUUGACCUGAUAUUUUAAUAUUUCAUAACAGAGUUCAGCUAUUAUAAAGGUUUAAACAAUUGUCUUUGCUCAAUAAUUGGUAACAAGUGGUAUGUUAAAGCUGAACUGACCAUGUGAAAAGUCAGCCGAUGAAUUGUAUUUGUUUUUUUUAAAGAGCUUAACUUGCUGCUUCAGACUUGUUAAAUGCUAAACUUAUGUGUGCAUUUGUUUCACAUUUUAUAUUUCUUAAUAAAUUGCCUAAAAGAACU